AGCACGGAAACCCUGAGACUGAAAGGUGUGACCAAGGGAGCUGAGAGGUGACCAUGGCUUCCAGACACCAGAGUCUGACCAAGGACUUGAUUUGUUCGAUUUGUCUGCAUCUCUUUACCAACCCGGUCACCCUGGAUUGUGGCCACAACUUCUGCCGCUCCUGUAUCUCACAGCGCUGGGAAAAUAAGGAGAGCAAAGCCUGUCCCGAAUGCAGCACAGUCUUUGCCAACAUUUGCAUGAGGGGCAACUGGACCCUGGCGAGGCUGUCCGUGAAAGCUCGAAGGCUGAGUGCAGCCCUGGAGGAGACAGAAAGACGUCACUGUGAGGAGCAUCAGGAGGAACUGGAGCUGUUCUGUGAGACAGACAAGAAACUGAUGUGUCUGGUUUGCAGAGACGCCCGAGAACACAGACACCACAGCUUCAUCCCCAUACAGGAGGCUGUUCAGAUGUAUAAGGAUAAAGUGAAACCCUCCUUAGACUCUCUCACACAGAGGAAGGCCACUGCUCUAGAAGCUGAAGUUAAACAGAAAGAAAAGAUUUCACAAGUUAAGAAACAGGCAAGCAGUCUGGCGAACAAUGUCACGGCCGAGUUUGCUAAAAUGCACCAGAGCCUCACCGACAGGGAGCAGCGUGUAAUCCGAGAGCUCAGAAAGCGAGAGGAGGAGAUAUUGCAACGAAUGAAGAAAAAUCUGCGACAGAUUCAGGACAAUUUAGCUUCUGUUCAGAAAAAGCUCUCAGAGUUACAGAAUCAGAUGGAAAAAGACGCUCUCACUUUUCUGCAGGAGGAAGCUGUUCGGAAGAGAAGGAUCAGUGAUGAGGAUUUUAAACUGUCUUUAUCUGAGGGGGAUCUGCCUGUGGGGAUGUGCAAAGGACUUGUACAGUACACAGCCUGGAGAGAGGUGCUGGACAUUAUCAGCCCAGCUCCGGCCGCCCUGACUCUGGAUCCUGACACAGCCCAUCCCUCGCUCAUCGUGUCUGAGGACCUGACCAGUGUGAGAGAUGGAGACGAAUGGCAGCCGGUCCCUGACACCCCAAAGAGGUUUACUAUAUCUCUCAUUGUCCUGGGAUCUGAGGGCUUCACAUCAGGGAGACAUUACUGGGAAGUGCAGGUGGGCAACAAGACUGCGUGGACUGUGGGAGUGACCAGAGAGUCUGUCAACAGGAAACAACCAAUCACGUGGUCAACAGAGGGUGGGGUCUGGGGUGUGUGGCUGUGGGGCCGGGUCUAUGAAGCUCUGACCUCACCUCCCACCCGCCUGCCCCUGACAGUGAGACCCGGGAAGAUCGGGGUGUACCUGGACUAUGAGGGGGGACAGGUGUCAUUUUACAACGCUGACAACAUGUCUCAUCUCCACACUUUCACCCAAAUAUUCACUGAGAAACUUUAUCCUCUCUUUGGUCCCUGUAAUGAUUACGAUGGGAAAAACUCGGCGCAACUGAGAAUCUGCCGGUUAUAACACAUUAACAGUGAUCAAUUUCCAUGUGAUUCACUGCCUUCUGUCUAACCCACUUUAACCCAAGUCCCAGUGAUAUCUCCACGGGACCAGAUCUCUGAUCUGUAGAUGUUUUGCCCCUUCAGGAUAGAGCCCCCUCCUGCAGCACCAGAGCGGGUAUGGGCCGUGGCCAGACCGGGCGGGUCUCUGGGUGCGGGGCUCCCUGUUGACAUCAGGUUUCUAUUGGUUUUGGGUCCGGAUUGUAACCAACGCGUCAACUUUGCUCAAAAUAAAAUGUUCGAUACAACGUCAAUCCAUAAUGUUGGAAUCGGAAAUACGUUAAGCUAUUAUUUGGGUUCAGCUGGAAAUGCUUACGUUUGUUAGCUAACCGGGGGAUUGUCAAGCUUCAUAAUAAAUUGGUUGUUUGCUCAGG
Callorhinchus milii (elephant shark) is the source of this 1866-nucleotide messenger RNA. RefSeq names its product zinc-binding protein A33-like. The transcript has 6 exons. NCBI's taxonomy places the organism in Eukaryota, Metazoa, Chordata, Chondrichthyes, Chimaeriformes, Callorhinchidae. The coding region runs from base 54 to 1457 and encodes 467 amino acids. Gene Ontology annotation, molecular function: protein binding; zinc ion binding. The record is from RefSeq and is a predicted model, not a curated record.